CUAUCAUUAAUUAGCCAUGUGGACAAUUUGAGUGGCAGUGAACCAUCGGCCCAGUCAUCACAAACCCCGCUCGUCCUCUACCCUCAAGCCGCCACCAUGGCCGUCGGAAAGAACAAGGGGCUCAACAAAUCCGGCAAAAAGGGAUCCAAGAAGAAGGUCAUUGACCCCUUCACCCGCAAGGACUGGUAUGAUGUGAAGUCCCCCGCGCUCUUCUUCAACCGCAAUGUCGGCAAAACUCUGGUCAACCGCACGCAGGGAACCAAGAUCGCCUCGGAGGGCCUGAAGAACCGUGUGUUUGAGGUGUCGCUGGCUGACCUGCAGAACGAGACUGAUGCCGAGAGGAGUUUCCGCAAGUUCCGCCUGAUUGCCGAGGAGGUGCAGGGCAAGAACGUGCUGUGCAACUUCCACGGCUUCAACCUCACCACUGACAAACUGCGCUCCAUGGUCAAGAAGUGGCAGACCUGCAUCGAGGCCAACGCAGACGUCAAGACCACCGACGGCUACAUUCUGCGCGUGUUCUGCAUCGGCUUCACGGAGAAAGUGUCGAGCCAAACCCGCAAGACAGCCUACGCACAGCACACACAGGUCAAGAACAUCCGCAAGAAGAUGGUGGAUAUCAUCACCCGCGCCGUGGCCAGCAGUGAACUGAAGGAGGUUGUCAACAAGCUCAUCCCCGACUCCAUGGCUGAUGACAUUCGUAAGGCGUGCAAUCUUAUCUACCCACUGAAGGAGGUGCACAUUCGUAAGGUGAAGGUGCUGAAGAAGCCUCGUUUUGACCUGGGCAAGCUGCUGGAGAUGCACGGCGAGAGUGGCAAGUCCACCACCGCCACUGAGGAUGUCGGCUCCAAGGUGGACCGCCCUGACAACUAUGAACCUCCUGUACAGACUAAGGUCUAAAUAAAUGUGAUCGAUUGUGA
Messenger RNA from Portunus trituberculatus (swimming crab), 917 nucleotides. RefSeq names its product 40S ribosomal protein S3a-like (gene RpS3A). The record is from RefSeq and is a predicted model, not a curated record. Gene Ontology annotation, molecular function: structural constituent of ribosome. Gene Ontology annotation, biological process: translation. Lineage: Eukaryota; Metazoa; Arthropoda; Malacostraca; Decapoda; Portunidae. Gene Ontology annotation, cellular component: ribosome; cytosol.